Tigriopus californicus is the source of this 3092-nucleotide messenger RNA. RefSeq lists its product as uncharacterized. The record is from RefSeq and is a predicted model, not a curated record. NCBI's taxonomy places the organism in Eukaryota, Metazoa, Arthropoda, Copepoda, Harpacticoida, Harpacticidae. The coding region runs from base 183 to 3041 and encodes 952 amino acids. The transcript is spliced from 18 exons.
AAGAAUGCUUCGUUUGUCUAAUUUAACCGAAGAGUGCUUGCAAUUGUCAAUAGCGCGGGGUCCUCUGGGCUUUGUCUCUCGGGGAAAAAAAUUGUAUCCUUAUUGACAAACUUGUCAAAGUUACUGAGACCAUCCAAAGAAGAUAAGAGCACCAACGAAGACAAUGUGUCCGACUUGUUCAAAUGCUUUCCAAAGCACGACGAGCUCAUCCAAGCAUGAUUCGAGCCCUUCUUUUCUGUCUGCUCAUUUUUGGCGCCAAAACGGACGGAGUUGGGAUGUUCAAGUUGUUCCAAAAUGGUCCUGGAUCGUUUUUGGUCGGUUCCAAAGGUGUUCAGUGCCUGGAUCCGCCUGAUUUGGCUAUGAAGUGCCAAUCUUACAAUUGGGAACGGGUUCAAUGUAAUGUGUCGUCGAGGUCGUUUGAUCUGAAUUGUGACACUGACUGCCAAAUCAUCUUCCACAAUCGCAAACUGGAUUUUUCUUCCAAAAAUCGAGACCACGGAGAGUUCUCGUUCGAAUCUGGGCCAAACUUUGCCUAUCCUAAAUGUAUGCAAAAUGUCAAGGUUCAAGUUCGAAAUCUCUCCGGAAAUUGCCUCAAAGGACUGACUUUCAAAAAUUUUCAAGAAGUGACGAUUGCCAAUGGAGCUGUGGAUUUGAAUGUCAUUUCUCCCGAUUCUGUCCAAUUGACCGUGCACCGUCAUGAAGAACUUUACUGCUUUGCAAGACGCACAUCUCUGCCUCUCUUGACAGAAGUUCGAUACGUUCCAUUGGACCCAAAACCGUCCAAUGCCCCCCAAGUUCCCGAGUCCCAUUCGGGAGAGAUUCAGACGGUCCGAAAAGAAGGCUACGACAUCGAGGAAACUUUCCUGCUCGAAGGUCUCAUUCCAAAUACAGAAUAUAAAAUCUGGACCCGACAAAGACCUGUCCAAUCCGACACUUGGACCGUGGCUCAGGAGUUCCGAACUAAAACGCAAGCUAAAGCUCCGGACGUCCCAAUCACUUCCAAUUUCACGUACGAGAUGUUCCCUCUGGUGAACGGAAACCAUCGAGUCCUCCUUUAUUGGGCCCCAGUCCCGACCAGAUUCCAAUUCGGAGGGAAGUUUGACUUUGUCGUGUUCGGGAUGUGUGCCAGUGGUCCAGACCAAAGGAACAUAUUGAAUCCUGAUCCGAAUGCUUUGAUCCCGGGUCCAUGGGUUGACGGUACUCGGAAAAGUUGGAACAAAGCCAAUGGCACACAUCUAAUGUGGCAAACAACGGUCAAAACAGCAUUCUUAAAAUUCGAAGUUCCUGUGGGGAAGCGGCACUCUUGUCGGAUAUCAAUCGUAGCUCGCAAUGUGGCUGGUUCCUCGCAUCCAUCGCAGGCAAUAUUCAUAAAUAUACCCGCCGAAAUCCAGGCUGCUCGGCCUCCCAGAUCUGCAGUAAUGAAAUGGUCCAAUGGAACACGACGAAUCUUUUGGGAAAUGCCAGAGUCAUGGAAUGCUCCUCCAUAUUCUCAUGUACCCACACGUGAGGUGCAUCUGGCUUGGUGCCCCAAUAAAUCAGUCCUAUGUGAUAAUGGAGCACACUUCAAGUCAGUUUCGGCCCGUCGUCAUCAUUCUGGUGGAGAACAUGAGCUCGAUCAGUUCAUUACAUAUGAAGAGCAGGCCGAUAUUUGGUCGUCGACUUUUGAAAGCCAAGAACAUGUCAUUUCCCACGUGGGUUUGUCGGUUCCCGGAAGCGCCGAACUCUCCCAAGGCUUAAGUUGGAUUCCCUGUCCCGAAAUUGAAGAAUCCCAGCCCUUGAAUGGCCAGAUCUCGAUUUCAAGGUCCAAAGGGACUAGUGGAACCGAUUCCUCUUCAUCUUCCAUUGCGUCUGCUGAGGAGAAACUGGAAAUCUCCUUCGUUUCGUGUCCCAAAUGCCCAACUCAUCUGGGACUUUUGGUCAAAGCAUGGCGAGUGUGGAUCUGCCCUUUUGAAGCCUUGACGGAAAAGGGAAAUUGUUCUGGAAAAGCUCCUGCCUUUCAUAUUGGUCCUCCUCCUCCGUUUCUGAGAGUCCGCCAUGUUUUGCUUCCUGGACAGGCAUAUGAAGUCUCUUUGGAGAUGCAGACUCAUUUUGGAACAUAUGAAACAGUCAAACUCCCCUCGAGACUUCUACCAGCUCCAACAAAACCGCCGUCUGUGGUCGAAGCGGUCAUGGCGAAUUCGUCAUCCCUCGUUGUGCAUUUGGAACAGUUCCACGAAUCUCACAUUUGCCAAUUUGCAUUGGACUCCGAGGAGCACAUCCUCGAGCCAAAUCGACCUUGUCGAAGUCAAAUGGAACUCGACUUGGACCAUCAGAGCUCCACGUGGUUAAACGCCCAACAAGGAGUUUUGCUGGCUCGAUGUCCGUCAUUGCGGUUGCGUUCCUGUAAUCCCUCGGGUUGUUCCAAUUGGUCCAAACGACUGAAUAACAUCAUAAAAGCUCCAAAUCCAGUGCAAGAGUUCCAUAUUCAGGAGUAUGCCCCUAAUCAAGCAUCUAUGACGUGGAAAUGGGACCCGCGUACCAAGAGCGACGGAUUGGACGUGGAAAUACAGAACUCGCAAGAUGGAGAGGGUUACAUUGAGUACUUCACGCAAGACUUCGGAGGUUUGAGCCCUCUUGAUUCAACUUCGUGCGCAAUCUCAGCCAGAAAGAUGCGUUCUCUCACGAUCCACUUGCCGCAUAACUAUUGUAUUGGAGGCAUGGAAGUUAAAUUCCAAUUGAGAAUUCGUGGAUUCAGAAAGACCGAGGAUGCUCAAGGAUCAGCUCAACGAAUCAAUGGACCUUGGAGUGGCUUGAAGACCACAAGCCACUCUUGCCAACUCCUGACAGGAAAUGUAUUCCAUCAUUUCUGGCCCUUUGGCCUUUGUGGUGUCUUCGGAUCGCUCUUUGUGACCUUGAGCGUAUAUUUCAUCAUUAAUCGAGUGCACAAAUCCAGACGUCAAUUCCAAAGAAUCAUCACCCAGACACCGGAGAACUACGCCAAUGAAUACGAGGGCAAUUUCUUCGACAAGUCACAACAACAACAACCCAUGUUCUCAUUUUGACUUUAUUCGCAAACUUCAUUCCAUAUACAUAAUAUAUAUCUAUAUAUAUAU